This is a messenger RNA of Microdochium trichocladiopsis, 1197 nucleotides long. RefSeq names its product heterokaryon incompatibility protein-domain-containing protein. Lineage: Eukaryota; Fungi; Ascomycota; Sordariomycetes; Xylariales; Microdochiaceae. The transcript has a single exon. The record is from RefSeq and is a predicted model, not a curated record. The coding region runs from base 1 to 1197 and encodes 398 amino acids.
AUGCCGCCACCAAAUCCCUUCACGUACACAUCCUUGCCAAAUGCCGAUACUUGGAUGAGGCUUCUGCUGCUGCUCCUAGCUACUAAUGGGGACGCGGCAAGUCCCUUGUACGGGGAGCUAAAUCCUUGCGCUAGAGACACAGCACCGCCAUACAACCCCAUCUCGUAUUGCUGGGGCGACACGACAGACUCCUCAAUAUUGAACAUCAGGCAUGACGGAGAGACUGAGUGGUCUCAAUUGCCUAUCCGAUCCAAUCUGGCAGAACUGCUGCGGGAGCUGCGGGGCUCUCUGAGCGGUAAGCCCAUCAGGGUUGAUGCCAUCUGCAUCAACCAAAGCGACGAGAUUACGGAGAAGGGUCACCAAGUUCGAAACAUGGACAAAGUCUAUCGCGGGCGCGAUGUCAUCAUUUGGCUUGGCCAAGCCGACGAAAGCAGCAAUCAUGUCAUGGACCUUCUCGACAAAGUGUGUUUAAUAAAGGCAUCUGCCUCGAUAACAGCCAUGGACUCUUCGCAUGGCUUUCAGCAAGACCAAGCACAAGAUGUGGGUAGCGCAUCCAUGGAGCAGCUUUUCGCCGAGCUGCAGCCGAACGGAUACAAAGCCUUGUACGAGUUCGUAUCACGGCCGUGGUUCUCACGACGCUGGAUCGUUCAAUUAUAUGUUCUAUCAGGAACCGCGAUGAUCUGGGUCGACAACCGGAAACAGGACUUCGAAGCCCUGCAACUGGUAUAUAGAGCUCUUCGUCCAAAGUUAGUACAGCACCGAGAUGGCAAAGGCUGGAAAAUCACCUGCAACUUUGACCCGGAUCAUCCGCACCACAUGCCGUCAGAAGAGAUUGAUCCGCUUAAACGCUUCCACCGCUUGCUCUGGACACACGACACAGUCCUGAGCCACAACACUGACGGCCUGACGCUCGAGAGGCUGCUCGACAACUUCGCCGGGUUCUUCUCGGCUGAUCCGCGUGAUGGUAUCUACGCGUUUCUGUCUCUUGCAAGCGACAUCGACCCUCUGUUGUGGCUGCCUGAGUAUUCUAAAGUCGCCGACGUUGUGAACAUCUACAGAACUGCCGUGUUCCACAUAGUCGAGCAGAGUGGUUGUCUUGAUGUGGUGUGCCGGAGCAACCAUGCAUUUGCUGGGAGUGUCCACACGGAGGAUCGCUCAACCUGGGUCCCUUGGUUUGGGCCACAGAGAAUCACGUAG